GAGAACCCUUUUCUUUCACAGUCUCUCAUUGCUCAUUUAUAUUAUAUCGUAGCCUUGCUUAUUUGGCUCUGCAGCCUCGUUUACGUCAUCCCGGAGAGUUCGUAUUCCGCUCACCGAAAUCUUGUUUGCACCAGAGUAUGUACGGUAUAGCCUUAUUUGGUGCCUAGCGAUUUAUUUCGACUCCCAACUCAGACAACCUGGAAGUCUCGGUCAGCAGGGUCCAAACAAUUUCAAUAUUAAUUUACUUCAGCUGACGACGUGUUCGUGAUAAGAGUUAGUCAGACACAUUUGAGACUUGUUUUCAAAACAAAUCUCACCUAGAGAAACCACUCGAUUUGCCAUUUCGCAAAACGUUGCGAUUGUGCGAAAGUAAACAACCCCCCGAGAUUCUAAUUUGAAUUCUUGCGCCGCGUAUUCAAUGCAUGCCAUACGGCAGAAAUGCCGUCCCAAGCAUCAGGUUCUCAUACUGAAAUGCUACCCCAAGACAACAAAGGGGGCAGUCGAUGUCAAGGCGAAUUCAAGUGAAUUGAGUUAUCUCUUGUUCUAUGCCACGACACGAAGGAGUAAGGUGCAGAAGGUGGGGGAGUUCUUGGAGAAGAAGACUGCAAGUGAUGUUUGGAGAGCUAGAAUAGGAAACGUGCAAGUUACCCUCCAAAUUCUCGCGGCUUUAAUCGAAAAAGCACCCCGAGACUUACCUCUAUAUGCGCCUUACGUUCUUAAGAUUUUCAAUAUCAUACUUCGUGCGCAAGAUGUUACCAUGGUGGAAUCCUCAAUACCCACUUUUCAGGUCUUCUGCGAGAAUCAUGACAUGGCAAGUCUUUCCGCGGAUCAAGAAUAUCUCCACCAAUACGAGGAAAUCGUGCGAAUCUACGCGUCAUUUGCUUCGACAAGAACACAGACAAGCAGUAGCCCUCAGAGCGCGCCGGUCGCUAUUAGAUGGAGGGGUCUUGGCUUACAAGCGGUCAAGAGUGUGGCAUCUUCCCAAGCUUUGUCUACAGUGGCGGGAAGGCAAUUGGAUGUCAUUGUGCCGAUACUGUUAGAGAACAUUUGGACGGAUAGUGAGGACUUCAUUGAUAUACUACAACAACGAGCUGAGACAGAAGAGCACACUGGAACGGAAAAAUCAUUGUUAAAGAGAAGGGCAAGCAAUGCGACAGCUGGAACGGCUGAUACGGAAGGAGAUAAUGCUACCGCUUUACCUGGAACAACUGCAGACGCAGACAAAUUGGCAGAAGAGAACAUUGGUGUUUUAGCUACACAAUGUUUAAAACAAAUCUUUGUCGUCAACAACCGAGCUCAGGUACAUGGAGCUACGACAGCGGUAUUGAAGUUUAUUGCAGAUCGAGUUUCCCAGCAAGAAUCUGUUAUUGAGAAUGGUCCAAACGAGAAUUGCAAAGGAUGGGCACCACGCAUUUUCGAAAUGAUUGCCAGAUGGACUCCAGUUCAAGACCGAUAUGUCAUUCUGGUGACGGCCAUGGAUAGUUUGGUGCGGACUGACCAAGUCGAGUCCACUCUUAUGCAACAACUCGUUCUUGCAACAAUGGUAGACUCUUUACUCAAAUCUGAUAUCAACUUGAUAGGAUUAAGCGUAAUGGAUGUUUUAAUCGGUUUGAUACAGCACAUAUUGAUAGUUUUACAACUUGGAAAUGUCGGUGGACCUCAUCUUCAGCCAGAUAAUGGAGCCGAUGAAAAGGUCGAUGCUGGUGCUUUGCAUGCGUCAAUUGCAUCUGAGCCGGCUAUGGUUCCAACAGGCACUAGGAAGGAUCUUCUAGCCCGAUUGCAGAAUUGUCUGGGAGAUUUGGCCACACACGUUUACUAUGCAGAUCAAAUAUCUGACAUGGUAUCAGCGAUCCUAGCACGUUUGAAACCUUCGACACUAUCACCUAUUCCUAGCACCGCUGCAGCAAUUGAAGAUCCAAAAUCUGCCACAGAGGCUCUGUUGUCUGGCACUAAUAUGACCGAAGAUCCAAAUACUGAUGGAUUCUUUUCGUUUGAUACAGCUAAGAUCACAGCUCUGGAAUCAAUAAAGUUAAUCCUGCUUGUUGCAAGUCACAAGACUAUGACUGCGGGAAAUCUGGGAAGAAACAGAGUUCCAAUCAAGACUUGGGAGGGUACACAAUGGUUACUGCGUGACACGGAUGGGCGUGUAAGACGAGCGUACGCUGAUGCAUUAUUGACGUGGCUUGAUCGGGAAGUUACAAAGGCUGAUCAGCAAAUCUUCGACGACAAGCCGAAGGGAUUAGCGAAGAGUGCAAGGGAUGAAUCAUCCACCAAUCUCACAAAGAGAGCAGUAUCGAACGCUUCAAAGGCAGAGAAGCCCUCUAGAUCGUCAUCCCGGACAACUUUUUCACAGCUGCUACAUCUUGCCAUCUAUGAAAAUGCCUUGCAAUUUGUAGACUACGAGAACGAUAUUCUUGUAUUACAUCUUCUUCUCACAAGUCUUGUCAAGCAUUUGGGAGUAAAUGCGAUCAGAAGCGGGUUGCCCAUGAUGUUUCGAUUACAAGAAGAUAUAAAAUCGUUCGAACUACCAGUCCAAAAAGUCCGAAUCGGAAGUCUAUGUCAUGGAUAUUUCUGGACGUUGUGUGAGAAAUUCGAAAUUGAAAUGUCACCCGUUGGCAAGACAGUCCAAGACGAAAUCCGCCAACGUCAAAAGGCCAUGUUUUGGGCCGAUAGCAUUCGAUUUCCUCCCCUUAAACUCCAUAAUAUUGGCCCACAAGGGAAAGUAGCAUCUCAGCAAGAACAAACGCCCAGUUAUGCCGGCGCCGACUCUCUAUCAACCUUUGAUGACCGGUUCCAAUUGGUCAAACUUAUCUCUUUAUCUUAUGCGGCAUCUCUAAAUUCUCCUCCAAGCAGCCCCCCAACAUCUCCUGGCAGAAGCUACACCCAUCCAAUACUUAGUGUGGAUGUGCCUUCAUCACCACGAGAUACUACCAUGCCGGAAAGAAUCAAGGAAGAAAUGAUGUCUGAAUGGAAUAAGGAGUCCGUGAUUGCCGUUGCGCAGGAAGCUAGCAAGGCCGCCUCAAUCAGUGGAUCGCGCGCAGGUACAAUGAUCAAUGGCCGUCGUAGUUUCCUUACUAUCAAUGGACUCGGUAAUGGUAGUAACAGUGGAACAGCCUCUCCUACUGGUGCGCAUAAUCUGAAAAGUGGUGCAAAUUCAACAUAUGGAACCGCCAGCGGGAUUGGCGCCAUGCACAAGCUAAGAAAAGGUAGUGGACAUUCAAAUGCGCCUGCUAGUGAAUCAAGCCGCGGGUCAGUAACUAGGGUUGAUCAGUUGAAACGAGUACUUUCGGGUCAGACAGCAGCUUUACCAGCUACAAGGGCUGGUGCGCCACAGAGUGAUGCAAGUAGUGAAAGCAUGGUUAGUUAUGACUUCUCAGCUUCAGAGAUAUCUAUCAACACGUACAACCAGCAAAUUAGUUCGGGCGUAGAAAGAUCUGCAUCUAUGCGUUCGGCCGGACGAUCGAGAUCGAAAUCACGAGAUAGAGCAGAUGUAGCACACGAUGACACCACAGUUCCCCCUGUUCCACCACUUCCAUCCUCGCUUGUGGGUGAAAAUAUAUCCAUUCAUGAUCAAGCGCAAAACCAUUCACCUGAAGGAUUCCGAACCGGCCGAAGCACAAAAAGAAGCACAAAGAGUAGAGCCGGUGGAUACUCAAGUAUGCCAUGGGGUGAAGAAAAUGGAAAGGUGGUAGAUCUCCAAGAUCUACUGAGUGGUAUUGAGAUUGGUGGGGAUGAAAAAGGGAAUGUUGGUAUGCCUCCUUAUUGAGGUAUUAAUUUUCAAGGUUUCUGGAGAGACAGCGCGUUUGUUAUAUUGAGACAAGAUGAUAGAGUUGCAUAUAAUUCAUAGUACAGAUUUGUAUUACUAUAACUUAUUUUGCAAGCAUGGAGUUUUGGUUGACAACACUUACGGAAUAUCUACUGCUGGGUUGACCCGUAGCGAUUUAUUUUGGGAAAAAGAGGCAAAUACGUUCUCGCAGCACAUAAUAAUUAAAUAAAGAUGGAUUUUCGUUGUCGUUAUCAUAGUCACAUCCUAUAUGCUAUAUGCAUGUCUUAAUUGGUGCGGACUAGUAUUUGAUAGUGAUUUUGUGGAUUUUGAACUACUGAGCAGGAAUGCAUUUAAACUUUCACGUUUUUCAUAUCCAUUUAUGAUUCACUGGUACAAAGUAGUGCGCACGAGUAUUUUAGUCUAGUAACUUAUUUUAUUUUUCGUUUAAUAAUUUUCUUAGUUCUAAAACA
Molecule: messenger RNA, 4236 nt
Organism: Botrytis cinerea B05.10
Lineage: Eukaryota; Fungi; Ascomycota; Leotiomycetes; Helotiales; Sclerotiniaceae
Gene: Bcefr3
Product: Bcefr3
Exons: 2
Coding region: 419-3766 (1115 amino acids)
Biological process (GO): protein localization to plasma membrane
Cellular component (GO): plasma membrane
Source: RefSeq, a predicted model, not a curated record